AACGCUGUCGGCGCGGUGCAGUUCGGCCUGCUCUCCCCCAAAAAAAUUUCUCUUUUUUCAUUUCUCCACAUUUUACCUCUCCUCGUCGCCGCCGGUUCCGCCCGGAUCUCCGACGAUUUAUCCCUAUUUUACCCUCCCUCUCCUCUCUUAUCCCCCAAAAAACCAAAAACUACUUCUCAAAAAUCGCCGAAAAAAUACCAAUUUCAGUUUGCUGUUUGUUCUAUCGUCUAGGGUUUCAUUUUCGUUAGCCAGAGGAGGGGGAAAAAACCGAAAAAAAGAGAAAAAUUGAAAAAGGAGUGAACAAGGAUCGUUUGGAAGGAAAGGGAGAAUGGCGCAGAUUCAGGUGCAGCAUCAGGGCCAUGUUAACGGCGCAGUGGCGGCGGCAGCGGCGGCGGCGGCAGCGGCAGCCAACGCCGCUGGUGGGAACCAGUUCGUGUCGACGUCGCUGUACGUAGGAGACUUGGACUUUAGCGUCACCGAUUCGCAGCUUUACGAUCUGUUCAACCAGGUUGGCCAGGUUGUGUCGGUUAGGGUUUGUCGGGACUUGAGCACUCGCCGCUCUUUGGGUUACGGCUAUGUCAACUACAACACUCCUCAAGAUGCUGCAAGGGCCAUGGAAGUACUAAACUUCACUCCACUUAAUGGCAAGUCUAUCAGAAUUAUGUACUCCCAUCGAGAUCCAAGUCUUCGCAAAAGUGGCACUGCUAAUAUAUUUAUCAAGAAUUUGGACAAAGCAAUUGACAACAAGGCAUUGCAUGAUACUUUUUCUAGUUUUGGCAACAUCCUUUCUUGCAAGAUAGCUACUGAUCCUUCUGGCCAGUCUAAAGGCUAUGGUUUUGUACAAUUUGAUAAUGAAGAAUCUGCUCAGAAUGCAAUCGAUAAAUUAAAUGGCAUGCUUAUGAAUGAUAAACAAGUCUAUGUUGGGCAUUUUCUUCGUAAGCAGGAAAGAGAGACUGUCAUGAGCAAGACAAAAUUCAAUAAUGUAUAUGUGAAAAAUCUUGCCGAAUCAACAACUGAAGAGGAUCUGAAGAACAUCUUUGGUGAAUAUGGAACAAUUACUAGUGCUGUAGUGAUGAGGGAUGGAGAUGGAAAAUCCAAGUGCUUUGGAUUUGUCAAUUUUGAAAAUGCUGAUGAUGCUGCAAAAGCUGUUGAUGCUUUAAAUGGUAAAAAAAUUGAUGGUAAAGAGUGGUAUGUGGGUAAAGCCCAGAAGAAGUCUGAAAGAGAGCUUGAACUUAAAAGUCGUUUUGAGCAGAGUGCCAAGGAAGCAGUAGAUAAAUUCCAAGGGUUGAAUUUGUACGUCAAGAAUUUGGACGACAGCAUUGAUGAUGAAAAACUGAAGGAAAUGUUUUCUGAAUUUGGUACAAUUACGUCAUGCAAGGUCAUGCGGGAUCCCAGUGGAAUUAGCAGAGGUUCUGGAUUUGUUGCCUUUUCUACUCCUGAAGAAGCAACUCGUGCUCUUGGAGAGAUGAAUGGUAAAAUGGUUUCAGGCAAACCACUCUAUGUUGCUCUUGCUCAGCGGAAAGAAGAGAGGAGAGCAAGGUUGCAGGCACAGUUUUCACAAAUGCGGCCAGUUGCAAUGCCACCAUCCAUUGCUCCUCGUAUGCCAAUGUAUCCUCCAGGUGCCCCAGCUAUUGGACAACAACUAUUUUAUGGGCAAGCUCCACCUACUAUUAUUCCUCCCCAGGCUGGAUUUGGUUACCAGCAGCAACUUGUCCCCGGAAUGAGGCCAGGUGGGGGUCCUAUGCCAAACUUCUUCGUCCCAAUGGUCCAGCAAGGUCAGCAGGGCCAGCGGCCUGGUGGUAGAAGGGGAGCUGGUCCUGUGCAACAAGCACAGCAGCCCGUUCCAUUGAUGCCACAGCAGAUGCUUCCUAGGGGACGUGUGUAUCCACGUUAUCCACCUGGUCGCAAUGUACCAGAUGUUGGCGGUGUACCUGGAGUUGGGGGUAUGCUCUCUGUCCCGUAUGACAUGGCUGGUAUGCUACCACGAGAUGCUGCAAUUGGACAGUCCAUGCCUAUUCCAGCUUUGGCUAGUGCCCUUGCAAAUGCACCACCUGAACAGCAGAGGACGAUGCUGGGUGAAAGUCUGUACCCGCAGGUGGAUCAGCUGGAGCAUGAGCAUGCGGCCAAGGUGACGGGCAUGCUUCUGGAGAUGGACCAGACUGAGGUUCUGCAUUUGCUCGAGUCACCAGAUGCCCUGAAAGCGAAAGUGGCUGAGGCAAUGGAAGUCCUGAGGAAUGUUGCCCAGCAGGCCAACAGCCCAACUGAUCAGCUUGCGUCUCUUUCCCUGAAUGAGCACCUUGUUUCCUGAAUGUGUUAGGCUGAUAAUGAUUGAAUUAUUAGUGCAAUCGUGGUUUGGGCACAAUUCAAAAUGAAGUUUUGCUAGGAAAGACAAGACGGGUAUUUUGAUAGAGUUCGUUCUGGAUUUUGAUUGAUUGUCGUGGUUAGGAAGAUUUGUUAGGUGGAACCAUUUUGUUUGGUGUCUCGGGUUUUACACAAUUUUGCGAUGAUUUUAAGAUUCCUGUUUGUUUAAUACUCUUUUUAUGUUCGGAGAUUUUUUAUUUUUUAUUUUUUAUUUUGUAGAAGGCCAAAGAUGAAUUCGCCGUCUGUUGAUUAAAUUGUGUUGGUUAGUCUCUCUUUUUUA
Molecule: messenger RNA, 2641 nt
Organism: Diospyros lotus (date-plum)
Lineage: Eukaryota; Viridiplantae; Streptophyta; Magnoliopsida; Ericales; Ebenaceae
Product: polyadenylate-binding protein 2-like
Exons: 9
Coding region: 329-2308 (659 amino acids)
Cellular component (GO): cytosol; nucleus; ribonucleoprotein complex
Molecular function (GO): poly(U) RNA binding; poly(A) binding; mRNA 3'-UTR binding
Source: RefSeq, a predicted model, not a curated record